Molecule: messenger RNA, 561 nt
Organism: Lactuca sativa (garden lettuce)
Lineage: Eukaryota; Viridiplantae; Streptophyta; Magnoliopsida; Asterales; Asteraceae
Source: RefSeq, a predicted model, not a curated record
AUGGAACACGUUAAAUCCCUUCAAGUCGACAUUCCAUUUUUUGAAACAAUGCUUCAAAAACCCAAAUAUCUGAACUUGCUUAAGGGACUUUUUGCUGCUAGGAAAGAUAUGGCGGAAGUGGCGGAAUUAGUAUUGAAUGAACUACCAGAAAAGAAGGGCGAUUCGGGGAGUACCUCGAUUCCUUGCCAAUUUGGAAAUAUACUUGCCACUCAAGCAUUGACCGAUUUGGGUGCAAGUAUUAACUUAAUGCCUUUUUCUUUCUUCAAGAAGCUAAAUGUACCGGAGCCAAGGCCUCUGAAUAUGAAGAUCUAUUUAGCGGAUAAGACGAUUAUUCAUCCAAGAGGUGUUUGUGAAGAUCUUCUCAUUAAGGUGGACAAAUUUGUAUUCCCUGUGGACUUCGUAGUGCUUGACAUGGAAGAAGACCUCGAAAUCCCAAUUAUUUUGGGGAGACCAUUUUUGAAUACCGCAUGCGCAUUGAUAGAUGUAUGCGAGUCCACACUAACAUUGAGGGUAGGAGAUGAGUCAGCAGUGUUUAAGGCUCUACUAGAGAUUAAGCAAUAA